This is a messenger RNA of Haemonchus placei, 771 nucleotides long. Lineage: Eukaryota; Metazoa; Nematoda; Chromadorea; Rhabditida; Trichostrongylidae. The record is from the annotation of a GenBank genome assembly.
AUGCUCGCAGCAGGAGCGAUUGAUGAUCAAGUGGUUUCAGGUAAUGUGUUUGUUGUAUUGGCAGUGGUAUCACAGUCGCAACUCAGAAGUACCACUGAUUACCUCAUAUCGUCGCUGGCCAUGGCAGAUUUGCUCAUCAUCAUCUUCUGCCUUCCAACUACAUUGCUCAACAAUAUUUUAACAGGUUCUAAGGUUCUAAGCAAGAGUGAAAUAAAUACGUUCUGGAUUGCAGAUUGGCACCUCGGCGCAUUAUUUUGCAAGCUGUCAACUUGGAUAAACGCUACAACUUCAUGUGCUUCCAUUUAUACUCUUGUGGCAGUUACAGCUGAUCGUUAUUUAGCAAUUUGUCAUACGUUGAAGUACACACUAUGGGAAGCUGGUUAUACGUUAUAUGUUAUUGCUGGUAUUUGGGUAGUCAGUGGUUCGCUGGCAACCCCUAGCCUGUAUGGCUAUGAUGAGGUACGUUCGAUCUACUUCGAAUAUGGGAACAACACCGUGUGUGUUUGUGCAUCGAGGACAAACGAAAAGUUACAGUUCGUGGUAGUGAACCUGAUUCUGGCCUUUAUUGUUCCAUUUUUGCUCAUCUCUGUUUCGUAUACGAAAAUCUUCUACACAGUGUCGAAUCAUCGAAGCCUCGCCGUAGAUGCACAUAUCCGCGAUGAACGUAUCAAGCUUCGAGUGGCGACAAUGAUGCUGACGGUAAUCGUGGUGUUCGCAUUGUGUUGGCUUCCUCUAUAUGGUCAGUUUUCCUAUGAUUCCUUUUUCUGCUAG